AUGUCAUAGUAAACAUAUGUUUAAUCGGCAUGAGGAUUAUAAGGGGGUCCUUGGAAAUUUUUCUCCCUUGUAAGGGGUCCUUGGCCCCAAAAAGUUUGAGAACCCCUGCUCUAGUGCACCGAAAAAGAUGAAGGUUCAACAGCAGUUUGUUGCUACUCCUGUCGCGCUGAAGGAGUGCUUCAUCCCGCUGAACCCCGUGAGGUUCAGCAGUUCCAUGUUGGCUGUCAUGGAUGCUGUUGUCCCUUCCUAUCUUCCUACCCCUGAGUACACCGCUGUUCCACAUGACGAAACGAAACCUGUCGUGGAACGUAGGCGGAAAGCUGUUGCCUGCAAGAGGAGACCUGCAAAGCGCCAGGUUGAGGCAACACCCAGUGUUGUGGAGGUGUGUCCCCGUCCCACACCUGCCAGUCCUGUGAAAGUGGUUGCUGCUGCUGCAGAGGCUCAGGUGACACCAUGCGUGCUGGACACAUCCCCAGAGCCUUCACCUGCCACGGCUGUGGAGGAGGAGGCCCCGGUGACACCAGGCGUGGUGGAUGCCUUCCCAGUGCCAUCACCUGCCACAGCUGACGAGGAGGAAGUCAGCACACCAAGAUCUGUCAAAGAUGAGUAG
This is a messenger RNA of Dicentrarchus labrax (European seabass), 610 nucleotides long. RefSeq names its product cytadherence high molecular weight protein 3-like. Bases 128 to 610 code for a protein of 160 amino acids. NCBI's taxonomy places the organism in Eukaryota, Metazoa, Chordata, Actinopteri, Moronidae. The record is from RefSeq and is a predicted model, not a curated record. The transcript has 6 exons.